AUGACCAUCCUGUACUCAGAUGCUCCACGAGGAAAGAGGAAGAGAAAGGAGGAGGAAUGUGGCCGGACUGCAGAGGGAACGAGAGAGGUUCCCAACAUGGAAGCUCCGGCGGGAAAGAGGACGAAGCUGGCAGUGAACCAGCCCAAGAGAACAACUCGGGGACAGGAAAAAGCCUCUGAGCCAGAUCCUGUGGUGGGUCAAGGUUUAGGUAAAGUGACCAGAACGAUAUAUACUCACAUGAUCAUCCUGUACUCAGAUGCUCCACGAGGAAAGAGGAAGAGAAAGGAGGAGGAAUAUGGCCAGAAUGUUGCAGAGGGAACAAGCGAGGUUCCCAACAUGGAAGCUCCGGCAGGGAAGAGGAUGAAACGGGCAGUGAACCGGCCCAAGAGAACAACUCAGGGACAGGAAAAAGCCUCUGAGCCAGAUGCUCCACGAGGGAAGAGGAAGAGAAAAGAGGAGGGAUGCGGCCAGAGUGUUGCAGAGGGAACACACAACAAUCCCAACUCUAACAAUCCAGGAAAGAAGAAUAAGGGGGCAGAGAACCGGCCCAAAAGAUUGUCUCAGGGACAGAGGACAGCCACCGAGCCGGGCCCAUCCACUGAUCAGACAACUGCACACUACCCCUUCGCCUGCCAAUAUGCGAUCGGAGAAAAACUGGGCCAAGGGAGCUUUGGCUCUGUCUUCAAGGGAAGUCGCAUUUCCGAUGGCCUACAGGUAGCCAUCAAAUUUGCGUCAAAACGUCGAAGUAACAGCCGAUAUCUCCGAAGUCCUGUUGAGUCCAGGUCCGUGCCUAUGGAAGUGGCUCUGAUGCAGAUGGUGAACCAGCCACCUUUCUGCAGGAACAUCAUCCGGCUCGUCGAGUGGUUUGAUGAGCCAGACCAUUACAUCCUGGUCCUGGAGCGCCCUGAACCUUGUGUGGACUUGAAGAGCUUCCUUGACAGCUUAGGAGGCUACGCUGAUGAAGAGACGGCCCGAACCAUAAUGCUCCAGGCCGUGGAGGCAGCAAGCCAGUGCAGCUUGCGAGGUGUCCUGCAUCGGGACAUUAAACUGGCAAACUUUUUGAUCAACACGGACACCUCAGAGGUCAAGCUGAUUGACUUUGGGUGUGGUGAUAAGAUCAAGAGAACAGGGUACACUCGAUAUGAAGGCACAGUACUAUACAGCCCUCCCGAGUUUCUUCUACAGCGCAAGUAUCAUGCCAAUCCUGCCACAGUUUGGUCGCUUGGUGUCCUGCUGUUCAGGAUGGUUUGUGGACACUUUCCCUUUGCUGAUGAACAGGACAUCGUUCAAGGGAGUCUGAACUUCAGAGAUGACCUAUCUCAGGAAUGCUGUAAUCUGAUUGAAUGGUGCCUCCAGCGCAACCAAUCCAGGAGGCCUAGUUUUCAGCAGAUCAGGCAGCAUGAGUGGUUCCAGCGCACCGUCCAAGCCUAGGAUCAGGUUAGCCAGGGAGGCUAGGAGAAGAAGCAGUAGGUCUAAAAUAUCUAGUGACAAAUGAGGAGA
Molecule: messenger RNA, 1500 nt
Organism: Colossoma macropomum (tambaqui)
Lineage: Eukaryota; Metazoa; Chordata; Actinopteri; Characiformes; Serrasalmidae
Product: serine/threonine-protein kinase pim-1-like
Exons: 8
Coding region: 1-1431 (476 amino acids)
Biological process (GO): protein autophosphorylation; negative regulation of apoptotic process; regulation of mitotic cell cycle
Cellular component (GO): cytoplasm
Molecular function (GO): protein serine/threonine kinase activity; ATP binding
Source: RefSeq, a predicted model, not a curated record